Molecule: messenger RNA, 2852 nt
Organism: Oncorhynchus masou masou (cherry salmon)
Lineage: Eukaryota; Metazoa; Chordata; Actinopteri; Salmoniformes; Salmonidae
Product: protein FAM83G-like
Exons: 5
Biological process (GO): signal transduction
Molecular function (GO): protein kinase binding
Source: RefSeq, a predicted model, not a curated record
GAGAGAGAGAGAGAGAGAGAGAGACGGGUUGUGCUGUGCGUGCUCUGUGUCACUUUGCGCUCCCCGGAGAGAGAGAGAGAGAGACGGGUUGUGCUGUGCGUGGUGUGUGUCACUAUGCCCUCCCCGGAGAGAGAGAGAGACGGGUGAGAAAGUGCGUGAACAACCGGACCGGUAACCGGAAAUAAUAAUGGACAUGGCGGGACCGGUCAGUCAUCAGCAACGGAUAUUUGCUUCAGGUUGGAGUCCCGUGAGUCUGUCUGACUUUACCGAAGAGAACGAGAAGGGGAAAGUUCCAAGUCUACCCGGUAACUUUUCAUUCCAGAGAGAGUUGGGACAUCUUUAUGAUUAUUGUGGAAUGCUGUUGUCUAUUUAACUAGUGUUCCGAUUUUUUUUUUUUUUUUUUUAUCGGUUACUGCACCGGUGGGUCUAGAGCCAUGGCGUUAUCGCAGAUCCAGUGUUUGGAUGAGAAUAACGUGAACCUCCGGACGCAUGAAUCCAAACCUGACUUUUUUUAUUCCGAGGAGCAACGAUUAGCGCUCGAGACGCUUCUCCGGGAUGGACGCGAUGCCUUUAAUAAGUUCCUCCACGCGACCAGUCUCCGGUGUUUCCUGUCGGACCAGGAGGUGGACCAGUUGACCGGGGCAGUGGAGGUGUAUGACCCGGGAUCAGAGCUCCGUCAAGGUGACUCAGACAGUGAUGAACUCCCGCUGUCUCUCCAGUACUGGCCGGAGCUGUCUGACUGCUCGCUCCCGCGGCUGGAUCUGGGCUGGCCGGACUGCGCGUCCUACAGAGGAGUCACUCGCGUCACCGUGUACGCGCAACCGCCACUGGACGGCCACACGCACAUCAAAGAGAUGGUCAGGAAAACCAUCGCGCAAGCGCAGAAGGUGAUUGCGGUGGUUAUGGACCAGUUUACAGACGUAGAUAUCUUCAGAGACCUCCUGGAGGUCUGCUUUAAGAGGAAAGUGUCUGUCUACAUCCUGUUGGAAAGAGCAGCGUUACCUCACUUCCUGUCUAUGGCCGAGAGGGCCGCCAUGCACCCGGGACACCUGAAGAGCCUGCGUGUGCGUGUGUCAGGGGGAGCAGAGUUCUUCAGCAGGUCGUGUACCAGGGUGAGAGGACGGCUGGGUCACAGGUUCCUGUUGAUAGAUGGAGACAAGGCUGUUUCUGGAUCGUACAGUUUCACCUGGAUGGCGUCUCGUUUGGACAGACACCUGGUCACCUUGGUAACGGGCCAGGCGGUUGACUCCUUUGACCAGCUGUUCCGGGACCUCUACCUGACAUCCAGCGGGGUCGACCUCCGCAGGUUCACCACGGAGACGGAACCGGAGCCAGAGCCCCUCCCCCGGGCCACCCCCGUCGCUUCUCUCUCCGCAGCUAACGCCAGGAAGCUGUUCAGCCCUAAAUACGCCGUGGUGAUCGGCAACGCUAACGCUAGCAGCGCCGGCCCCGUCUCCUCCGGAACCCAGAACUCCAACUCCCAGAACCCCCUGAAAACAAAGGUGCGUGUCCGGGAGCCAGUGGAAGCUCCGCCCCUCCACCCGGGAUUGGCCUGUCUGGAGAAAGCGUACCUGAUUCCGUACCUGCCCACCUGGCCCGAACCCGACCCCCCCAGAGAUGUCAUCGGAUUCAUCAACGUGCGGGACGCGUCACGGUCGACCCAGGUGCACCUGCAACGUUCCGAGAGGUUCGAAACGAGCCAGGCUAUUCGGUUCAGCAGUCCCUUUACCCUGCCCAAUGAGGAGACACUUCCUGACAGGGCUGUGCCUAGACCAAACCCUACCCCUACCCCUACCACUACCCCUAUCUCUACCUCUACCACUACCCCUAUCUCUACCUCUACCACUACCCCUAUCUCUACCUCUACCACUACCCCUAUCUCUAUCCCUAUCUCUACCCCCAUCUCUACCCCUACCCCUACCACUACCCCUAUCUCUACCUCUACCCCUACCCCUAUCUCUACCCCUAUCUCUAUCCCUAACUCUACCACUACCCCUAUGUCUACCGCUAUCUCUACCCCUACCCCUACCACUACCCCUAUCUCUACCUCUACCCCUACCCCUAUCUCUACCCCUAUCUCUAGCCCUAACUCUACCACUAUCUCUAUCCCUAUCUCUACCCCCAUCUCUACCCCUAUCUCUACCACUACCCCUAUCUUUACCCCUAACUCUACCACUCCCCCUAUCUCUACCCCUAUCUCUACCCCUAACUCUACCACUACCCCUAUCUCUACCCCUAUCUCUACCACUACCCCGAUCUCUACCCCUAACUCUACCACUACCCCUAUCUCUACCGCUAUCUCUACCCCUACCACUACCCCUAUCUCUACCUCUACCCCUACCCCUAUCUCUACCCCUACCCCUAUCUCUACCCCUAUCUCUAUCCCUAACUCUACCACUACCCCUAUGUCUACCGCUAUCUCUACCCCUACCCCUACCACUACCCCUAUCUCUACCUCUACCCCUACCCCUAUCUCUACCCCUAUCUCUAUCCCUAACUCUACCACUAUCUCUAUCUCUAUCCCUAUCUCUACCCCCAUCUCUACCCCUAUCUCUACCACUACCCCUAUCUCUACCCCUAUCUCUACCCCUAACUCUACCACUACCCCUAUCUCUAACCCUAUCUCUACCACUACCCCUAUCUCUACCCCUAUCUCUACCCCUACCCCGAUCUCUACCCUUAACUCUACCACUACCCCUAUCUCUAUCCCUACCACUACCCCUAUCUCUACCACUACCCCUAUCUCUACCACUACCCCUAUCUCUACCCCUACCCAUACCACUACACCUAUCUCUAACCCUACCACUACCCCUAUCUCUACCCCUACCACUACCCCUAUCUCUACCCCUACC